Molecule: messenger RNA, 5385 nt
Organism: Strongylocentrotus purpuratus (purple sea urchin)
Lineage: Eukaryota; Metazoa; Echinodermata; Echinoidea; Camarodonta; Strongylocentrotidae
Exons: 5
Coding region: 350-1291 (313 amino acids)
Source: RefSeq, a predicted model, not a curated record
AAUGUUUUCAUUGCGAUACGCACUCUGCAUGCACUAGGCGAGCCUAGCCACCGCAGUGCUCUACUACAGAUCUAUGCUAUUUACUAAACAAAGAACUCCGAAACAGACUGGACAUGGAACUGUUGUAGCUGUCGAAAACUGUGAAACUUGUUGCCAGUGAAACUCAAGGCAACGCAUGCCAGGAAUGUCCAGCACUUGACAGCGACUGUUCUGUUGCAAGGCUAUACUACGGAACAUGAAUGAUAUUGGCAUCGUUUCCUUGCAAUAAAUUGUUCGUUCAUUUUUCUACUUGGCUGUUUUUAUUGCAGCUUAUCUGUCUUGGAAUUUACCUAUUUUGAAGUCUGGAGUUAUGAUUCCUGCUUGGUCAUCCAAGGAUUUUAGCGUUGAUUUUGUCGAGAUCCUGCAACAGAAUUCAUCAUUGCUCAGGUUGAUGAUUCAAGAAUCCAUUCCAGAAAUGAUGCUCAGCCUAAGGUUUCUAACGUCGAAAUUCCGCGCACAGACACUGAAUGAAGUUCAGCCAUUCGAUCCUGUAUUAUGCAAGAUUUCAGGAGAAGAAAUUGAGAACACAGAUUCGGAAGAGGAAAAUCUAGAAGUAGAACAGUUGUUUCGAGAAAGAAGACUGUGUAACGGAACAAUGGGUCAGGUUCCGGGUCCUCUCCAUAUUCAGUUCCCAUCUCUUGCCACAAAACCAAGACCCCUGGAAGAUACAUGUAACUCCUCGGAGAACAUUCUCUUGUCAACAUCAGAAAGGAAUAGCUCAGAAGAAGAACUUGCUUGUAUGGACAGACCAGUGCCUGAGAAGAGAAAGUGGUCACAGAUGAACCAGUGGAAUAGGAACAGCGAUGUUUCGAGUUCUAGUGAUGAGGAAGUCAAAGAUCUCUUCACAAAGACUGCAUCACCUUUGCAAUUCAGCACCUCACCUCCAAAGCAUCUCUAUAAACUAUCUCCAAAGAGGAUAGACAGUAAAACUCAUUUCAUGGCCAAUAUCAUUAGUCCAUCGUCAGGGGACUCUUGCUCACCUAGGAAAAGACACAGACAUAGUCAUCAUGAUACCACAUUGCAGAGUGGCAGAAGGAUAGACUUUGAAAAAAUGCAACAGAAAAUGUUCACAAAGAGACACACGCUUCAUGGGCAUGGAUUAAAAUCAGCAAAGCUAGUUCGUAUUAAGACCAUUGCACUAAACAACAGAGUACCACCUAGGCUGCUGAGCGACCCAAACAUCUGCUCUUUCCGCUCAAUCUGUAUCAAUCCAAUGACACCCGUAGAGGAUCCAUCACUAGCUGCUUACUGAGAUCUAACACUCCUAGAACUCUCCUAGAGAUUGGCGUUGUGGUGUUACCUUUUGGUGUUAAUCCUAACACCAACAGAUGAAGUACAAGCAGUGCUAACAGUUGGAUAGUUUUUGAGGCAAGACCAUUAGAUUUGGAACUAUACCUAGUGGAACGAGGUAGUUAUUCUUCUUUCUUGGUACUCCCGAUUGGGUGUCGGCCUCACCAACGCUAGCACUUGAAUCGAACUAGAAAGCACCCAACCUAUUGACUUGUACGAACGCAGAGCGGCAAUGAGAUUGUUGGGCCAUGUUAUGAUGGAUGGGCAAACUAACCUUGUAGCUUUCACUAACAAGUGCACUCACACAACAUCGGCAGAACCUGACAUGAUGACAACAUUCUACUAAACCACACUUAGAGGGCGCUGUUUGAUCACUUAUGCGUAUCUACCUGGAGAUGCUGUAGCAAGCUUGAGAAAACACCACAGAAGGAAAGCUUUCAAUGGCAGCUUACAGAAAGGACACUGGAUGGGUAUCUAAUGCCAGUAGCUGACAAGGAUGGCUUGACCGGAGGGAUUUUCUACCGGGAUGAUUUGCAAAGGACGUCAUCAUCGGGAGAUGAAAGGAUCUUAUGCCAGAGGCCUUGUCAUGAAGGAUGUUGUCUCUUUGGAGAUCAACCCUGUAGAUAAUCCUUGGGACUGAUUGCUUCUGAAGCCAGAGAAGGAAGGCUAUGUUGAGAGCUCAGUGAUUGCAGCUGACAUCACCGGAUUAAGCUGUACAUCGAAGGCUCCUUUCUUGAGUACUCAUCAAACCAUAACAUGCUUAGAUGCCUUGGAUCUCUCAGCCAAACACGCUUUUCUAGGUACAGGUGCAUCUCUUUUUCUUAGCAGAGAAGGAAUGUAGUAGACAUACUCGAUGUCAAAUCUUGAACUACCUCUUUUUAUCUGUCUAACAAAUUCAUGUAUUCUUAAUGGGUGGUGCACGCAGCAUGGAAAAGCGAUAUUAGAUGAACUUUUUUUUUUAAAUGCUAGUGUUUACACUUAUUUGACUUUGUUAGAUUUUCUCUUUGUGUCGGUAACAAACUUUCACAGAGACUCUCAGGUACUAAAUUUGAUUUCAUCUUCUUGAGUCCAGUAGGGUGUUAAUUCUUUCUGUAAAGUGAAAUAUAUGUUAACACCCUACUGGCUCUUAGCAGAUGAUUUAUGGUAACAGAGUUAGCAGUUCUUCCAUUGUAUUGAUACACACGAACAAUAACCGCAACACAGCAAAUGGAACUGAUAUAACUAUGUUUAGAUAAGAUGGAAGAUGUUCAAGCAUGUAUGAUUCAUGAUACUUCAGUUGUAAGGACUGUUUAAACCCUUAAAAGCACAUCGAUCUCCACUUUCGGAAAAGAGUACAAAUUUUGGUAUUUGGGGUUGUAUUUGCAAAACAAAUCUUUAUAUUAAUCCUUGGUCUAUAGAUGAAUAUGAAUAAUCAUACCAAGUUUGUAAUAAGUACACAAGUAUCAGUACGUGUAUGAUAAACUUCUUAUUUGCCAUUGUGGUAAAAACAGAGCUUGACACAACCAGGGAUGAAGUGCACAAACACACAGACCCCCACAAUUUGGUUCUGGACCCAUAAGCUUUGUGCUUGUGUCCAGGCAACGCUACAUGUACAUGUACAUCAGAAUAAUAAUAUGCAUUUUCGUGAAAAUAUUAUUGAUAAAUUAUAACAACUUUGAAUGUAUGUUAUGUUGAUUUCAAAUCAUCUUAAAGCUGCGGUUUAAAUCAGACCUGGAUUGGCAGGGGAAGGUGCAUUUACUAUUAACAAAAACGAUGUUAUUCAGUUCCAUUUGCUGUACAAAGUAAUCUGAAUUGUACUUUUUCUAAGGCUAUGAUGGCUUUUUGACUAAUAAAUUUUUGGUUUCAAAUUCAUAAAUAUUGGAUGAGAAGGAAAUUUGAGAUAACUGAAUUUGACAAACCUCUUUUUUCCAGUUUGGGUUAUAUUUUAAAAGGGUUUCACUUCUUUUCAUAUUUUAUUUUGCAUCAUCAUGAGAGAUAUUUGACAUUGUACAGCCUAACACAAAUUGAUUAUAGAAUUGUGUCAGUGUCGAAAUAAUAUAAUCCACUCCUGAAAAUGUUAUGUUAGGUUUUCAUUAUCAGUGCCAUAGGAGUCAUUUUGAUUUGUUGGAGGGAAGCAGUGUGAAAAUGGAAGGGUAUUUGCAACAUUUGCUCACUCUUAUUUUUUUAAUCCUCUCCAGAGUUACUUUUCAUUUCCAUUAUUUUUGACAAUUGAUUGCAAAGAUGUACAUGACUCAUGAUAUGAAUUGCAAUGAGGCUGAUAAAACUCUUUAUAUGCAGAUGCAAGUUUUAUGAUAGUGCAAGCUCAAGGACCAACUUUGAUUUGUUGAAAUUCGGUAGCAUUUUUUUCUAUUCCUUCUCGUAUGUUUUCUUUUUCUAUAAUUUAGUCAAAGAGACAACAUUUGAAACAUUCAUUUGUUUAUUUAUGCAUUCGCAGUGCAUCACAAAUAUGAUAUUUUAUCAACUUUAAUUUUUUUUAAAUAUCACUAUCGGUCAUUUGAUUAUGUUUAUGUUUGAAUGAAGACUGGCCAAUUAUUAAUCCAUGUAUCUCACGAAAGAUUAGUGAUACACAUGUAUUGCUCUAUCAACCUAUGAUGUGUUUAGUAUGUAUUGCAGUAUUCCUUCUGUAUGUGUCUAUUGUUCUUAUUUCAAAUGAACAUGUUAACAUGUUGUGCAGCUGUUAGGGAUAAUAUCUGUUCAAGGAUUGUACAUUUUAAUGACUUCAUAGUUCCACAUAGUAAAGAAUUAUGAUGUGGGUUAAGUAUUACUUUGCAUACAUCUACAAUUCAUGUAUUUGCAUAUUUGCAUUUUUUUUUCAUAAAGUAAAUUUCACUUAUCUUGAAUUCAUUGUUUUUUUAAUUCAGGAUUUAUUGCGAUAUCUGUUACGAACGUAUAAUGUGAGAAGAGUAUAUACUUUGAUGAUUCAAUGCAUUUAUAUAUAUUAUAAAGAUAUUUCAAACAAAUUCAUAUAUAUUGAUUCAUUACAAAGUGUUUGUUUUUAACAUGUUGUACAAAUAUGUUUCUUAUUAACAGAAUCACUCUGCAUAUUCUAUAUCUAAACUCCAUUUUAGCAUCAAAGAAACUAAUUGGAUUCAGAGUUUGCCGUGCUUGUACAAAAGUUCGAAUAAUUCAUUUUUUAUUUUAUUUAUAAAUAAAUACCUGGAGCAAAGUUAGGUACUUAUAGCUUAAGAGCUUAAGAGGUCUGUUGAUGAAAACACUGUGCAGGCAAUAUUUGAUUUGCCAUUUACUCCUAGAGAUUAUAAAUCUUCUGCCAAAGACAAUUCUUAGUGAGCUCUUCUCCAAUAAAUCAGAUUGUUGUAAUUGAAUGGCAGAACUUAGCAGUAUGACUUGAUAUCGAUUUGCAUACUCAAAGUUGCAAGAGAUAACGUGAUUAUUAUAUAUUAUGAUGUUGAUUUAAAGAAGACAUAUAUUGAGCUGGUAUGAAAUGGUAUUAGCCAUAUUUUUUGCUCGUUUAUGAUAUAUCAUUGACAAAAUGAAAGCAUAUAUUUUAUUUGUAUUUCCUUCAUGCUGUUUGCUAUGCAUGAAUACAAUGUGGGUGAAUCUACUCUCAGCGUACGUACGGCAAAAGGAGGUGGCUUUCUAAAACAUUUUUUUUUAUUGAAAGAUCUUGAUGUAAUUUUUUCCUUCUUCAGAAUUGUUCCUUUCUUUUUACAAGAUGAAAAUAUUUCAUGAUUGAUAUUGUUGACAGAGGAUUAGUGAACAAAACAAUUUAUAGUGCCUGGUUUUGUGACGAAGAGAAAGAGAGCAUGCGCGUAAGAGAUUUGAGGGAAAUGAGUGAGUGAGAGAGAAAGGAGAAAAUGUAAUGUUGAAAACGGUCAUGGUUUUAUUGGCGAAGAUGACUUGAUUGAUACUUGCUUCAUAUGUAUUUCAGGUAUAAAAAAAAAGUUUUAUAUGGUACUGUGAUGUAAUUUGUAGUCAUUUUAGUGAUGGUCACUGGUAUUUUGGGUACAGUGAUCCAUCAUUAUAUCUACCUAUUUUUCCAGAUAUGCUUUGAACUGUGACAGAUGUCACUAAUAAAGACAAAAGUAUUUAAAGAAA